This is a messenger RNA of Arachis duranensis, 405 nucleotides long. Its product is annotated as mitochondrial import inner membrane translocase subunit TIM17-1. Gene Ontology annotation, biological process: protein import into mitochondrial matrix. Bases 1 to 405 code for a protein of 134 amino acids. The record is from RefSeq and is a predicted model, not a curated record. Gene Ontology annotation, molecular function: transmembrane protein transporter activity. NCBI's taxonomy places the organism in Eukaryota, Viridiplantae, Streptophyta, Magnoliopsida, Fabales, Fabaceae. Gene Ontology annotation, cellular component: TIM23 mitochondrial import inner membrane translocase complex; mitochondrial inner membrane. The transcript has a single exon.
AUGGAAGAAUGCCUUGAUUUGGUCGUCAAUUCCGCGGGCGCUGGGUUCACGGUGGGUGUAAUCGCCGGAUCCCCCUACCACUUCUUCAAGUCCCUUUGCAUCUCUCCAACCCAUAUCGCUACAGCUUACAACGUCGUUCGCCUCAAUGCACCCCGCGUCGGGGGCAAGGUUGCCGCCUGGUCUGCCCUCUGCAAGGCCUCCAAAAACGCCUUGGUUUCUGUUCGUCAGAAGGACGACGGCUGGAACCGCAUAUUUUCCAGGGCCAUCGGCACCGGGCUGCUCUCCGUGUCCCGCCGCAGUCUCAGAGCCUCCGCACGCUUCACCAUGUGUGGUGCUCUCUUCGGCACAGUAGUAGAGGUCAGCUCAAUCAUGUGGGACAAGUUCUCGACCCCACGCUUUGACUGA